Protopolystoma xenopodis is the source of this 159-nucleotide messenger RNA. Lineage: Eukaryota; Metazoa; Platyhelminthes; Monogenea; Polystomatidea; Polystomatidae. The record is from the annotation of a GenBank genome assembly.
AUGAAAGCCUCACAUCCGAAGAAGGAGCCAGGAGCAGGGACUGUGACUGCCAUCUGCCCAUCGGAGUCUGGUCGGCAUCUUUUAGUGGGUUUUGAGUCGGGCCAUCUCGAGAUUUUUGAUAUGCAACUAGAAGCUAAUCCAAUCGACUCAAUGAGGUAG